AUGAAUGACUUGCCGUCGGUGCCAAACUUCGAUCCGCACGAUGUGCGUGGAGGCUCCCAGGGUCAGCAUGGACAGAGACAGGCGUGGAAAAAAUGGCUACGCUCGUUCGAACUGUACGUAACCGGCAAGGGCGUGACAGACGUGGAACAGCGUAAGGCACUGUUGUUGCACUGUGCCGGAGUGGCGGUGCAAGAUAUCUUCUACUCACUGUCGGAGAAGGAAGGAUCGGACGCCUACGUUAAGGUGAAGAACACUUUAACUGCUUACUUUGAAACCAAAGUAAAUGUACCAUAUGAAAGAUAUGUCUUUCGCAGUCUGUCUCAAGCAAACGAUGAAACUGUGGCCGAGUUUGUAGUUAGACUACGUCACCAAGCAGCCACGUGUGAUUUCACUAAUGUGGACGAACAGAUAAGAGAUCAGGUCAUCGAGAAAUGUAAAUCCAACAAACUCCGUACCAAGCUGCUAGAGAAAGGACAUGGCCUGACUCUGCAACAACUGCAGACCAUUGCAGCGACGAUAGAGAUGACGGAGACCCAGACAAGACAUAUGGCAGAGGGGACAUCAUCAUUCGGUGGGAGAGAGACUGUUGCCAGUGUUAAACCGUCAUCAAGCAUGUCAAGAGGACGGGGCAGCAAUUCAUAUCCAAGACGGUCGACAUGGUCAAGUGCGAGCGGCAGUCGUGGUCCAAGCACAUCCAAUCGUGGACGAUAUCCAGGCUCGCGUGGACGGGGAUCCUCGGGUGCUAGCGCUACUGUCAGUCAGCGGGGAUCAGCUGGAAAGUGCUACCGCUGCGGGCAUGACGGACACUAUGCCAAGGACAAGUCCUGCCCUGCCAGAGGGAAGGAAUGCAACAAAUGUGGCAUGAUGGGUCAUUUCUCGUCCUGUUGCAAAACUAAGAUGGCCCCACAAGGACAGAACAACAAAAGGGGAACUGUACGUAAUGUAGACUAUGAACAUGAAGAGCAUGAUGGUGAAUAUGAUUUGUAUUCAUUUAGUGUAAAUACUGUUCAUGUACCCACAGAUGAAACAAAAGUGAAGGUUGUAGUUGAUAAGCAAGUACUAGAUAUGAUUGUAGAUAGUGGAGCUACUGUUAACAUUGUUGAUCACGAAACAUGGGAAAUGUUGAAAGCCAACAGAAUUAGAUGUAAGUCGGAAAAGACAACCAAAAGGUUGUAUGCCUAUGGUUCAGAAUAUCCAUUGGAUCUGAGGGGCAAGUUCACCACAAGUGUGUUGCUUUCUGGUUUAGAUUCAGCAGAGAGCAUAGAGGCAGAAUUCUAUGUACUGAAUGGUAAAGGGCCUGCCUUACUUGGUAGAGAGACAGCUUUGAAGCUUGGGGUGUUGAAAAUUGGUGUAGAUGCGGAUGUGGGUGGAGUAAGUAGUGUGCAAAGUGUACAUACCAAGUACCCAGAGUGUUUUGAGGGCAUAGGUAAACUAACAAAUUACCAGCUCCAUCUGCAUGUAGACUCUGAUGCUACCCCAGUAGCUCAGAACAUGUACCGUAUUCCGUAUAGCUUGAGGGCUAAGGUGAAUGAUAAGUUGGAUGAGUUAGAGGCUCUAGACAUAAUUGAGCAUGUUAACGAGCCCAGUUCCUGGGUAAGCCCAGUUAUUGUUGUCCCAAAACCCAAUGGUGAUAUUCGUCUAUGUGUAGAUAUGAGGCAAGCUAAUCAAGCCAUUAAGCGGGAAAGACACCCGAUUCCAACGGUUGACGAAGUACUGUACAAAAUGAAUGGCAGUGUUGUGUUCAGUAAACUUGACUUAAAGUAUGGUUUCCACCAAAUUGAGCUAGAUGAGCAAUCAAGAGACAUAACAACCUUUGUAACCCACAAGGGAUUGUAUAGAUACAAGAGGCUUAUGUUUGGGAUAAAUGCAGCCCCAGAAAUGUAUCAAAAUGUCAUUAGUCAGGUGAUCGGUGUGGGUGAAGGUGUAGCUAACAUAUCAGAUGAUAUUGUAGUAUAUGGCAAGACACAGGAAGAGCAUGACCAGAGGCUAGACUGUGUCAUGAGAAAAUUGAAGGAGAGAAACCUGACCUUGAACAAAGAUAAAUGUGAGUUUGGGGUUCACAAAAUCACUUUCAUGGGCCACACUAUGUCUAGAAAUGGCAUUCAGCCGACAGACGACCGUGAAGAGGCACUACGCAAUGCCAGGAGACCAACCAAUUCUGCCGAAGUGAGGAGUUUCCUUGGGCUAGUGAACUUUUCAGCUCGUUACAUCCCCAACCUUGCUACAGUGGCAGAGCCAUUAAGGAGGUUGGUAAGGAAGACAGUGAAGUUCCACUGGGGAAAAGAGCAAGAAGACAGCUUCAAGAAAUUGAAAGAAGCCUGGACACAUACAAAUACUCUGGGAUACUUUCGACUCGAUGCAGACAGUACCCAACUUGUGACAGAUGCGAGCAAUGUCGGCCUUGGAGCCGUGCUUCUGCAAGAGUACGAUGGCCAAUUGAAGGUCAUAUCUUAUGCCAGUAGAACACUGACUGAUGUUGAAAAGAGAUAUUCAACAACCGAGAAAGAGGCUCUUGCUGUGGUGUGGGCAUGCAGUAAAUUCCACACUUACCUGUAUGGGGUAGAUUUCGUGUUAAUGACAGAUCACAAACCCCUUGAAGUCCUAUAUGGGCCAAAAUCCCGGCCAAACGCCCGAAUUGAGAGGUGGGUGAUGAAGUUGAUGUCUUACUCCUUCAAAGUUAAGUACCUACCAGGAAGAGAUAAUAUUGCAGAUGUUCUGUCGAGGCUUACAAAGACGACCCCUGCUAAGGAGCAAGAAACACUGCAGGAUGAAACAGAACGCUAUGUACGCUGGGUAGCAAGCGAGGCAACGCCGAAAGCUUUGACAACCAGAGAAGUUGAAGAAGCUUCAAGAGCAGAUGACGAAUUAAGUGCAGUUCGGAGAUGUCUCAACGAGGACUCAUGGGGAACUGAUGUCAAAGAUUUUUUCCCUAUGAAGAAUGAGCUCUCAUGUAUUGGUUUUCUCGUCUUGAGAGGAACCAGAAUUGUAGUUCCCAAGAGUCUGAGACUACAGUGUGUCCAGUUAGCCCACCAGGGACAUCUUGGAGUGGUCGGCACUAAACAGAGGUUGCGAACCAAGGUUUGGUGGCCGCGCAUGGAGAGAGAUGUUGAGAACUUUGUGCGGAGAUGUCAUGGUUGCCAGAUUACUGGAGCAAUGCCUGCCCCUGAGCCACUGAACCCGAUUCCAUUGCCAACUGGUCCAUGGCAAGACAUUAGCAUUGAUCUACUAGGUCCAUUGCCAUCACAAGAGUAUGUGCUAGUGAUAGUUGACUAUUACAGUCGAUACUAUGAAGUUGAUUUUAUGAAGGUCACUACAAGUGAUAGGGUCAUUGAGUCACUUGAGAAUGUGUUUGUUCAACACGGUUUACCACUCACUUUAACGUCCAAUAAUGGACCCCAGUUCACCUCAGAUAAGUUUGAAGCAUACCUCUCAGAAAAUGGGAUCAAACUCAGAAAAGUCACUCCGUUGCAUCCAGCAGCCAAUGGGGAAGUUGAGAGACAAAAUCGGUCUCUGAUGAAAAGAAUACGCAUUGCACAUGCAGAGAAGAAAGACUGGAAAAAGGAAGUAAGAGAGUACUUGUUUUCAUACAGAACAACACCACAUAACACUACAGGUGUUACCCCAGCAGAGAUGAUGUUCAAACGCAAACUACGAACAAGACUUCCUGAAGUUGAAGAGAUGGCUAGACAAGAUGAAGAGAUAAGAGACACAGAUGCCUUGAGAAAGGAGAGGAAUAGGAGAUACAUUGACAAGAAGAGAGGUGCAAAAGAAAGAGAUCUAGAGGAAGGAGAUGAAGUCUUAGUUAGACAAUCCAAACAAGACAAACUGAGUACUCCCUUCUCCCCAGAGCCAUACAAAGUAGUUGCGAAAAAAGGGAACAGUGUUGUCGUUGAAUCUCCAACCGGUGCCCAGUACCAAAGAAACAGUACACAUGUUCAGAAAUAUAACAAGCCACUAAACAAUCACAGUGAUACACCUGACACAGAAAGUAGGGACAGUCAGCAAUCCUUGGAGGGGAAGACAGAAAACACACAUACACAGGUUGAGACUGAGAGUAGACCAAUGCAGCGCUUCUUUGCCUUAGCCCCCCAGGCCGAGCCAGUGAUGACUCCGCUUCCAAUUCUUCCCCAAGUGUUCAUCCACAUGAGCAACGCUGUGCUGGGAUAG
Patiria miniata (bat star) is the source of this 4167-nucleotide messenger RNA. RefSeq lists its product as uncharacterized. Gene Ontology annotation, molecular function: nucleic acid binding; aspartic-type endopeptidase activity; zinc ion binding. Gene Ontology annotation, biological process: proteolysis; DNA integration. Bases 1 to 4167 code for a protein of 1388 amino acids. The record is from RefSeq and is a predicted model, not a curated record. The transcript has 3 exons. NCBI's taxonomy places the organism in Eukaryota, Metazoa, Echinodermata, Asteroidea, Valvatida, Asterinidae.